GCGCUAAUUUUUUCCCAAAUUUCCCCCUAAAACCCAAAAACUAAAAAAACCCCAAAUUUCCCCCUAAAAUGGAGGCACUAAAGACGAUUCAUCUUCUUUGAUGAGAGUAGCAGUGUGAGGAAUGGGAGUUCAUCUUCUCAUUUGUUGAAACCUGAAUCUGGAGAGAUAUUGAAUUUUGGUGAGAGUAAGAGAAGUGGGAAUGGGAAUUUGUUCACAGGAAACUCUCCGUUCGCCGUGGAGAACAAGAAGAGGUAGCCAAAUUCAAGAGGGAGCAACGAAGAAGCUUCUUUUGUUUACUUCAAGUGUAAUUUUACCUUCAUCUGGUGUGGUGAAAUCAAGUGGGGUGCCGGGGAUUCAGAUCACUCUGAUCUUGAAGCUUCCGUUGUUAAGGAGGCCGAUAGUAGUCGAGUCGUAGAGCCUGAAAAGAGGCCUCGAAAACGGGGGAGAAAACCGGCUAACGGAAGAGAAGAGCCUCUAAAUCAUGUUGAAGCGGAGCGUCAAAGAAGGGAGAAGCUUAACCAGAAGCUUUUGGGUGUCUGUGACCCAGUAUUUAUUUUCUUGGAUGAUUGAUUUUUAUUUUGCAGGUGUGAUUGUGUUUUAUAAAUUGGACGUGGUUGAGGGAAUGAGCAUGAGAGCACUUAUUGCUUACAGAUUGAUCUUCGCCACUGCUUGUAUAACUCCAGUUGCUUUCAUCUUUGAAAGCCUGCAGCGUGUUGUAAAUCGUUAAGACAAGAAAAGCAUUGAUCUCCAAUGGGGUGGAUUGAAGAAAAUAUGAAAUCAACUCAUAUUAGACAAAUUCUCUCUCAAGCCAUCAGCCACGGUGCGUUUCCACUUUUCUCUUAAUUCUUUAAAAUCCUUUUAUACUUCAAAAAAUUCCAUCGGAUAAUGAUUGAAAUUUUUAGUUUAAAUCUCGUUAAGGAAUGGUUAUUUCAUCGGCACUGAUAAUAAGGAAAUGAUUGAUUUGCAUUAUUGGGAGCGAGUCGCCGGUGGUGGUUGUGCUAUCUGGGAGUAUGGAACCCAGUUUCAAAUGAGUGAGCCAAUUUUUUACACGUAUUUAAAAUUAAGUAUUUCAAAAUUUUGAGCUUUGAUUUGUGAUAGUCAUAUAAAUUUAAAUUUGCGAAAUGCAGGGAGAUAUAUUUGUGAUAGUCAUAUAAAUUUAAAUUUGCCAAAUGUUGAACUGGUUGAACGACAAGUGACAGAAGGUUCUCAUGUUCUGAUGUAGAAAAUCUCUAGAAAGUAGAAACAAAUAGUUUUGAUAAGGUUAACACCAUGGUAAACUCUAACAGUCUUGUUCAUGAGCUGUGUACUAGUGGUUGAACAUUUUCUUUGGUGUUAUGGCUGUAAAUUAUUUGAAUUAACGGGUCCCCGCCUCGUUAUUCUGUAUGCUGGAUUUAGUACAUUGCAUGUUUGGUUAUGCUUUGUCAGGUUCAUGAGCAGCGAGAUAGCAAAGAAGCUGAUAUACUCACUAAAGACAUAUUCAUCAGGAGACGCUAACCUUUACGAUGACAGAAUGUUGUACACAUCUAGUAAUUGUUGGUUGCAACAAAAAUACAUCAUGGGCAGAGCUGUUGGAAAGGAUCCCACAACGUUCACUUAUGCUUACCUGAGAUUUAUAGUAUGUAACUAAAGACGACAUUGGGAAGUCGAGAGAUAAAGGAAAAAUGAAGGCUGUAGACGAGUAGCCCUAUUCGAUUUGUGCUUUCAUGAUUUGAUUUCAAUUCAUAGCCUAUUAAAUAAUAAUUUAAAUAAGGUAAUAAUGUUGUUGAUCUCAGAAUCCCAUAUGUUGGCUUGAUGGUCAAGGUGUUUACUGUCCUAGAUGAGAUUUACAUUCGAGUUGCGUUGUUGUUAGGUUUUGCCUUCCUAAAAAAAAAGUUGUUGGUAUAUUUGUGAUAUGGUGAUUUGUUAGAAAUAUUGUAAUUUGUAUGUGGAUGGAUUCAUGCUAUAAUAUGAUAAAUAAAUGAAUGUGUUAUUCAAUGCUA
Messenger RNA from Gossypium raimondii (Peruvian cotton), 1979 nucleotides. RefSeq lists its product as uncharacterized. The transcript is spliced from 5 exons. Bases 1295 to 1627 code for a protein of 110 amino acids. The record is from RefSeq and is a predicted model, not a curated record. Lineage: Eukaryota; Viridiplantae; Streptophyta; Magnoliopsida; Malvales; Malvaceae.